Molecule: messenger RNA, 2337 nt
Organism: Closterium sp. Naga37s-1
Lineage: Eukaryota; Viridiplantae; Streptophyta; Zygnematophyceae; Desmidiales; Closteriaceae
Source: the annotation of a GenBank genome assembly
AUGUGCCACGUGGCAAAGAAGCGAGGUUUUGUUGAUGGAGACGAGGGAAAGGGGAAAAACGGAAAGGGGGGGAAGGGGAAAAAAAGAGAGAUGGGGAAGGGGAAAAGUGGAAAUGAGGGAAAGGUGAUAAGAGGAGGCGAGGGAAAGGGGAGAAGAGGAGAUGGGGAGAAGAGGAACGAAGCAGAUGAAAGGAAGGGGGGUGAGGGGCAGGGCCAGGCAGGUGGUGCGGGCGAUGGGAGAAAAGCGAGUGAAGGAUUAGUGGGUGCGGAAGUCGAGGGCGCCGAUGAGACGAGGCUGCACAGCCGGCGGAGGAGGAGGGGGAGGCCGCGGAAAGUGGGGCCUGGGCUAGAUGCUGCCAUCCCGUCUGCCGGUGCUGGCAGGGAAGCGAUUGGGCGUGCUGGUGGCAGCGACGGCAGUGCUGUGUGGAGCGAUGGCGGUGUGAGGGAGCAGCAGCAGGAUGAGAUGGGUGGUGCUUCCGAGUUGGAGGAGGUCCACCAUGGCCUCAGCAGCACUGCACGCUCUCAUGAUGGUAUCGCUGCCCUUAACACCUUCUCCUCCACCCUCACACCCAACCCCACCGCCAACCCCACCCCCAUCGCCAUUCCCGCCUCCUCGCCGCCCCCAUCUCUACAUGUGCAGUUCCAAGACCUCUACUCCUCCCACCUCGCGCACAUCGCGCCGCCCUUCGCCUCGCACCGGGCCACGAGGGACAACGCCAUGGCGCUGCUCGCCCUGCAUCCCUCACCCCACACCGUCGCUGCCAUCUUCCGCGCCUGCUCCCCGCUCUUCCUCGUGCCCCUCACCCACCGCAUUCGGGCAGCUCUUGAGAUCUUUUCUGCCCACGGGCUGCCCGAGUCGCUGUUUCUGAGUGUUAUCCGGCGGGUGCCCGAGCUGAUUCUGGAUGCCCGGCUGGAUGACGUCAGCAGCAACGGCAGCAACAGCAGAACCAUUAGCAGCAGCAGCAGCAGCAGCAGCAGCAGCAGCAGCAGCAGCAUUAGCAGAACGAGCAGCAGUAGCAGCAAUGACAGCAGCAACAAGAGCAGUGACAGCCAUGAGAUCGACUCCAUUCCAGAGCAACAACACAGUUCGACUCACCGGCAGCAACCGCUGCUUGACCCAGAGCAGCAGCAGCAGCAACACACACUUGUACCUCUCUCUCACACCCACAGCCCUCCUACCAGCCCCGCUCACUCUCACCUCCCCUCCACCGAUCUCCCCCAUCUACAGCAGGUGUUGCACUUCCUCUUCCUGCACCUCCCUCCCCCCACCGUCGCCAAGCUGCUGCACUCUGCUGCCUGCCGUGUCUUCCGCACGCCCCUGCCCUCGCUCCUUGUGCACCUCUCUGCAAUGCACUCUAUUAUCGCCCCCCCUCACUCGCUUCUCUUCCGCUACCCCCUCGCCCUCCGCUUCUCCCCUGAAAUACUUAAACAGAGACUUUCCCGAUUGGCUGAAAUUGUGCCGCUGACAGAAGCGCAGGAGGGGGUGGGAGGUGAAAAGGGAAGUGGAGGAGAAGGAGAGGGGAACGCAAAAUGGAGCGUACGGGGAAGGGUGAGGUUUGACUCUGCCUCGCUUCUUCCAGUCCCUCCUCUCGAUCCUUCCCUUUCGUUUGCAGCGGAUCCAGCGGUGCUCUCCCUCGUGCGCAAGCAACCGCACAUCCUCCACGCCAGAAGGGAAACCAUGCAGGAGGUGGUAACCACACUCACCACUCUCUUUGGCCCACAAGGCACCUCCUACGUGCUCUCCCGUCACCCAGCCCUGCUCACUGUGUCCCCUCGCACAAUAGAAGAUGCCAUGUUCGGACUUAUCGACAUUUUUGGAGAGGAAGUUACCUUAGAUAUGAUACAGCGCGAGCCGGGGAUAAUCCAGGUCCGGCACAGUACACUCCGGCCGAAGAUUGAUUUCGUGCUUGGGGAGAUGAUGCGCAGCAAGGAGGACAUGAGGGUGCGGCCGAACGUGCUGCUGCGCAGCCUGCCGCGCAUGCUGGUGCCGCGGUAUUUCCUGGUGACGAGGAAGGACCGCCAUGCCGCCAGGGUGCUGUCUCUGCCGUGCCUCUUCAGCAACUCUGACGCGCGGUUUAGGCGGAGAUGGGAGGUCAGUGAUGCGGACUGGAGCAAGGCACUUAUGGUGGGAGAAGUGUGGGAAGCCAGGAGGAAGGAGGGUGUGUUGGGUGGUGCAAAUCAGAGGUCAUCAGGCAGCACCCCCGGCGAGGGGUUGGUCUCCACCUCCUGGGGGUCUAUUCCCUGCUGUGCCAGCCACUCCACUGCCUCCCACUUGCCCUUCCUCGCUGCGUCGUGCAGUGGGGUCCCUGUGGGAGUGGCACACGGGGGGAGCUGUUAA